AUGAAAGCCUCUGCAGGUUCAGACACAUUGGCAUCUGCCCUGGAUUCUACUGUUGAGCCCUGGAAUGCAGAGCAAGCUCUUCCAGAGCUCGACCUCCGAAUUGCUGCUCUUAAUAUUGAACAAGUUUCAUCCAAGCCUCAGAUCGAUACCAACAAUGACGCACCUCCAGUAUCUCAAGAGAGAUCACGACUACUUACGCUACCUGCAGAGAUUCGGACACACAUCUACGGCCAUGCAGGCAUCUGGGACUUUGACUGCAACUCAGCCGGCUAUCUGGGCAAUCGAAGACCCCCCGGAAUCCUUCUGACCUGCAGAUCAGUUUACCAGGAGAUUUCAGAGAGAUUCUGGGCAGGUCGCACACUCUACAUCAACGACGCAGACUACUGGGGUACUGAGCCCUGUCAAUGCUGCGGAAACUACAUGAUGGGAGUCCUCUCGAUUGAACGGGCACUAGGCUCCCGUUUGAAUGCCAUGGGAUGUGCUGCGCAGUAUCUGACCAAGGUCAACGUGCGAGCGGCGCUUGUGUGUUUUUAUCGCUUGAUGCUCAUCUUUGAAGUUCUUGCCGACAGCUGCCCCGCGCUCGAGGACGUCGACAUAUCUUUCGGCAAGAAGGGCAGCAACGUUAUCAGUGGAAGACAAGUCCGUAUGGGCUUCACCUGUCCUCGCACCAUUGUUACUCCAUCGGUUCAACUAAAGACCUGGAUUGAACAAACCACAGCUGCACUCCGCCAGGUCAUAGAGCGUGGCAAGCUGAAGAACCUCGAGUUCUUGGCAUCCCUGGACGAUUGGGGCCAGCAGGAAGACGUCGACGCUCUUUGGGAAUCGAUGUGCGCGGCUAUUGGGAAGGGCAAGACCCUCAGAGGCAACAAGAAAAGGCUCGUCUACAACGAGAAGCGUGAGAAUACUAGCGUUGUCGUCCCGAUCAAUGUGGUCCCACUGUCUGAGAAGAGAGUCUCGUCCGACAAGUGGUAUGUGGUUGAGUUCUGUGGCGACUUCGACUUCACACCUAUGAACGGGUUUAAUACGUUUUGCUCGUUCCGCAUCACUCAACAGGUCUGA
This is a messenger RNA of Pyricularia pennisetigena, 1059 nucleotides long. RefSeq lists its product as uncharacterized. Bases 1 to 1059 code for a protein of 352 amino acids. The transcript has a single exon. The record is from RefSeq and is a predicted model, not a curated record. NCBI's taxonomy places the organism in Eukaryota, Fungi, Ascomycota, Sordariomycetes, Magnaporthales, Pyriculariaceae.